AUGGAAAUAGCAUCUUCUCAAUUGCUAAAAUCUAUUUAUUCUGGUCAAGCAAGUAUCUUACUUAAGUUUUUAUACAGACAUAACUGGUUUAUUGCUGGUGGAGAAGAUAAAAAAAAUCUUUCUAACGGAGAUCUCCUUAGUCUAUUGUCAGAAGAUCAAUCACAUGAUCUUUUUAAUGCUUUUGUUUUAGCUUUUAACAAGUUGAAGGCUGAAGUAGCUCUGAGUGCUUACAUUUCUGAAAGAGAUAAAAAACGUUUCUGUAACUCACCAGAAGCAUAUUGCAGGACUGAUGUAGAUUUUUCAGUUUCAAUAUAUUCUGAAAAUCAAUUAAUAAAUAAAUCCCUUGAAGGUAUUGGCAAAUCAUCUAAAAGUUCUAAUGAUUUAGAUAUAACGACAACUAUUAUGAUUGAUGAACCACCUGGAUGUUCAGCAAAUAUAACAGAUGAUAAAAACGAAUCAGUUGCCAUCAAUGAUAAUUGUGACAGUAAAGAUGAGGUUAUUUGGAAAGUGGGACAAAAGUUUACAAGUAUUGAAUUGGUAGAGGCUUGUAAAACUAAUUAUGAGUUAAAACGACAUUGUCAACUUGUGAAGAGUAAAGUAAGAUCUUUAGAAGCUGCUAAAAAGAGAAUUUCUAAACGAAUUGCUUUAGCUAAUAUGGCAUUGCACUACCAAACUUUACAGUUUGUUUGCAAGUUUAGUGGAAAGUCGAGUCAGCCAGAAUUAGAAAGAAAGAGAAAAACUAAAUCCUUCCGUUGUGGUUGUCCGUUUGAAAUUGUGCUGGAACUUUCAGUUGACAAUCAGCACCUACAAGUGGUGCGUGUACAAGAAGAACACAAUCAUCUGGUUUCUCAGGAACUGUACAAACACUUGCCUAAACAAACAACUUUAUCUCCAGAUAUGAUGAAAAACGUUAAAGAGGCGAUUCAGUUGAAAGCAAAUAGCAAACAUCUACAGCAAAAGAUUGAGUUAUCGUCUGGCAAAAAAUGCAUAUUAAAAGAUAUUGCUAACCUUCGUCAAUAUUCUAAAGUUUCAUUUUCUGAUAAGUAAGUAUAUGACAUUGCAGAAUUUCUCAAACAACAAAAAGGAUCUGUGGUUGAAGUUCUUGUUGAUUCUGAUAAAAAGUUCAAGGGGCUUUUUUUUCAGGACUCACAAAUGCAGAAGAUAUACGAAAGGUACCCAGAGAUACUUUUUGUAGAUGGGGUUACGCAUGCCUAUUUAUUUAAUGAUUGUAAUAGAUGGAGAUGGCCAAAGUGAGAUUGUGGCUUCGUUUAUACUAGCCGAGGAAACAAAACCAAUUGUUACAGAGAUGGUGCAAAUUUUUAAAAAACACAACGGCUAUUGGAAAAAUACACGUGUAGUGAUGUCGGACAAAGACUUUACAGAAAGAGAAGCUUUUGCUGUAGCCUUUCCUGCCGCUAUGUUAUUAAUUUGUUUGUAUCAUUGUUUAUGCUCCUUUCGAAGAGAAAUUACUUGCGAGAAAAUGGGUAUCACUUCAGCCGAUAGAAAGUUGCCUUGAAAUAAUUCAAAAAAUUGCAUAUUCUAAAUCAAGUAUUGUGUACGAGCAGAAUAAACAAAUGCUUUUAGAUACAAAACUAACUGCAGUGACAGAAUAUUUUGUUAAAAAUUAGGAUCCUAUCAAACACCAAUGGGUCACAGCUUAUAAAGAUCUAUAUUUUAACCUUGGAGAAACCACUAACAAUCGUCUGGAAUCGAUGUUCAACAAUUUAAAAUCGGUUUGUACAAAGCAUACGAGUAUGAUGCAAUUUUUUAUAGAAUUUUUUGUAUUUCUUGGCGCAAUCAGGAAUGACAGAAAUCACCACCACCUUAUGUCUUUGACAAGACACGAUAUAGCUAUACCAAGUCAUCCUGAUAUGAUCUUAUACAGGGAACAUUUAACGCCUUAUGCUUUUUCUUUUGUUAUUUCACAAUUUGAAAAAAUUAAAAAUGAUUCAUCUUUUAAUUUUGAAAAAAGUGACGAAAUCGGAAACUAUAACAUAAAACAUUCUAAGUUUUUGAUUGCGUCAAAAGAGUAUUGCAAUUGCAGAUUCAUGUCUAAAAUGGAAUUACCAUGUUACCAUUUAUUCCAACUGCGUAAGUUUUUGAUGCUACCUAUGUUUGAUGUACAGUUAGUAAAUCGAAGAUGGACUAAGCAAUAUUAUAAUCAAUCUCUUCGAGCAAGAAACGAUGCCAAUAUAACUUCAAGUGUUGAAAUUGUUUCGGAAGUUGAUGUAAAACCGGUUAAAGCUUUAACACAAGCACAAAAAUAUCGAAACUUAUUGAAAACUUGUCAGCUAUUAGCUUCUGUUGGAAGCGAGGGUGGUAUAGUAAUUUUCAAAAAAAGACAUGAGCAACUGGAGGUUAUAUUAUGACAAUGGCAAAAAGGAGAAGAAGUGACACUGGUGACAAAUGAUAAUAUUAUAGAAGUUGAUAACAUUGACUUGAUCGAAUUUGAUUGUCACGUCACUAAAACAGGCAUUGAGAAGAUCAAAUCAAGCCCUAUCAGUACAAAUAAACAUAUUGAUUCUAUUGAGACUUUCCCCCUUCUUUCUGAAAAGGAUGUUCCUCAAAAUCCCGCAAAGUUAGAUCUCAAAGAAGUAUUAAUGCCGCCAAAAAUGAAAACCAAAGGCCGGCCGAAAGGGGCUAAUACAACAGUUAUUGGUGUCCCUAAAAAAAAGAAUUAUCUGAAACUAAUACCAUACAUUAAGCUAUUACCUAAGGAUAAAGACAGAUUUAUUUUAACCCGCAUAGUACAGGUUCCAGCUGUUGAAUUAGCAUUGAGUGGGGGGAAACUAAUUUGUUCGUCAGACAUCAAAAAAUCAGUUUUUUUGCCAGAUUCUCUUCGUGAUGAGAAAUCUUUGGAUAUAGAGAAGGUAGAAAUGUUCUUUAAACCUGCAGCGUGGAAAGUUGUCAAAUCUGCAAUUAUUAGCAAAAAAACGCAACAAUGGAUUUGUUCGAUUUGUAGGAACAUAUUGAAAGAUGAAGAAGAAAGUAUUAGUUGCGAUUGCUGCUUGUUGUGGAGUCAUUUAAAAUGCUCUACGCUGCGAAAAACACCUAAAACAAAAUAUUGGUUUUGUAAUAGUUGUAGGUUAGAAUCAACAUGUUGAUGGGUAAUAAUUUAUUACUUAACAAUAUUACCCGUCCUUUACUUUUGCAUAUUUUGUCAACCCGAUACUUUUUAUAUAACAAAGAAGAUAAAAGUUACGACCAAUUAAAAAAUGUAAAAGUUACUACCUGUAAAAACUUUACCUAAAGGUAAAAGUUACUGCCUGG
Messenger RNA from Hydra vulgaris (swiftwater hydra), 3270 nucleotides. The record is from RefSeq and is a predicted model, not a curated record. NCBI's taxonomy places the organism in Eukaryota, Metazoa, Cnidaria, Hydrozoa, Anthoathecata, Hydridae.